Penicillium cinerascens is the source of this 1095-nucleotide messenger RNA. RefSeq names its product metal homeostatis BSD2 family protein. Bases 1 to 1095 code for a protein of 364 amino acids. Gene Ontology annotation, biological process: positive regulation of protein ubiquitination; ubiquitin-dependent protein catabolic process; metal ion transport. NCBI's taxonomy places the organism in Eukaryota, Fungi, Ascomycota, Eurotiomycetes, Eurotiales, Aspergillaceae. The record is from RefSeq and is a predicted model, not a curated record. Gene Ontology annotation, cellular component: perinuclear region of cytoplasm; Golgi apparatus; endoplasmic reticulum. The transcript is spliced from 3 exons.
AUGAGCUCGCAGCGCUAUCAACGGGUGAAUGCCCGUGACGAAGAGGACGGCCCUCACUCCUAUCAGAUGAACCCUGCUCGAUCCGAUCUCGCCUCGACCUCUCCGCCGCCCUCAUUCCGUUCUCGUUCAUCCUCGCCAUCAUCGAGACGAUUACUCCAUAACGACCCACUCCGCAACGAUGACCAGGAGCUAGCCGACGCCUUCGGAGACGAGGACGAUUCUGACGACGACGACGAGCCAGAUGACAGGCAGAGGUUGAUGCGGGCCAGCCCCGAUGGAUGGGCGCCACCGGACCAUGGACAGACCGCGACGUCUUCGUCGUCGGAAUCUAGGAACGAUGCGCAAGAACCAUCCCAAGGAGCUCCUGGGCUCCCUCGAAGGCAGACGAUGAUGCCGACUUUCACUACCCCGGGAUCAGGGGGCAGUCGAUCUGUCGCUCCUUCGAAUGACGGGGUCUUUGCCAAUCUGGCGGCCAAGCCAGAACGAGGCGAGAAGAACGAGGAUUUGCCUCCGUCCUAUGAAGAGGCCGCCGCCGAUGCUACCCCCCCGUACUGGGAAACCACGAUUGUGGCGCCCGGCAUCGCAUCCGAUGAAGUAUAUGUGGACGGGCUGCCCGUUGGUUCCGCCUUCUCAUUUGUGUGGAACGCGAUGAUCUCGAUGUCGUUCCAGCUGGUCGGCUUCCUGCUGACUUAUCUCCUACACACCACCCACGCCGCCAAAAACGGCAGCCGAGCGGGUCUCGGUCUUACCCUCGUUCAAUAUGGCUUCUACAUGAAGGGCAGUAGUGAGUCCUCUGGCGGUGAUGGUGCAGGCGGCGACCAAUACGUGCCGCCACCGGAUCCCAACAGCCAUAGCUUUGAUCCCAGCUCGGUUGGUGACAACUCGGGAGGUGAUGGAGGGGGCGCUAUAUCGGCGAUCAGUACCAGCGAAUGGAUAUCUUAUGUACUCAUGAUUGUUGGCUGGUUCAUUCUGAUCCGCGCGGUUAGCGACUUCCUUCGAGCCCGGCGCCACGAGCAACUGGUGCUGCAGAGCCCGGAUCGCGGCUUGGGUGUGCCAGUGAUUGCAGAGGGCGAGCGGUCCGAGACCGUCGUCUAA